AUGCAGAUCUUCGUCAAGACCCUGACUGGGAAGACGAUCACUUUGGAGGUCGAAUCCUCCGAUACCAUAGAUAACGUCAAGUCGAAAAUUCAAGAUAAGGAGGGCAUCCCCCCCGACCAGCAACGCCUGAUCUUCGCUGGCAAGCAACUCGAAGACGGCCGCACCCUUUCCGACUACAACAUCCAGAAGGAGUCGACUCUUCAUCUCGUCCUCCGUCUCCGUGGUGGUGCUAAGAAGCGCAAGAAGAAGGUCUAUACUACCCCCAAGAAGAUCAAGCACAAGCGGAAGAAGACCAAGUUGGCGGUUCUCAAGUACUACAAGGUCGAUGGUGAUGGAAAGAUCGAGCGUCUGCGCAGAGAGUGCCCUACUCCUGAUUGCGGAGCCGGUGUUUUCAUGGCCGCCAUGCACGACCGUCAAUACUGCGGACGUUGCCACUUGACCUACAUCUUCGAUGAGGCCGGAAAGUAA
Venustampulla echinocandica is the source of this 468-nucleotide messenger RNA. Its product is annotated as putative ubiquitin-40S ribosomal protein S27a. Lineage: Eukaryota; Fungi; Ascomycota; Leotiomycetes; Helotiales; Pleuroascaceae. The record is from RefSeq and is a predicted model, not a curated record. Gene Ontology annotation, biological process: protein ubiquitination; modification-dependent protein catabolic process; translation. Gene Ontology annotation, molecular function: structural constituent of ribosome; ubiquitin protein ligase binding; protein tag activity. The transcript has 3 exons. Gene Ontology annotation, cellular component: cytoplasm; ribosome; nucleus. The coding region runs from base 1 to 468 and encodes 155 amino acids.